AUGUACAGCCAGCAUCACUACAACCCUCAGGGCGACUCGGCCGCGUGGAUGCACCAGCCGAGUCACCACCAGCAUGCCCAGCAAGCAGCAGCUGCCGCCGCCGCCGCCUCCGUUGCGCAGCAGGCUCACUACAACCGCAUCGCCGGAUCCCACAAUAACGCGAGUGCUCUGACGGCAGCUCAUGCUCAGGAUGGCAAUAUUGAGACCUCGGUGUCUGAGGACAAUCGUAGAACAUUGGCCUACAUCGCCGACUUGCUCAACGAGAACACUCGGGAGGCUGCUUUGCUGGAGCUCAGCAAGAAGCGCGAGCAAGUCCCAGAAUUGGCUCUGAUCCUGUGGCAUUCUUUUGGCGUCAUGACCUCCCUGCUGCAGGAGAUCAUUUCUGUAUAUACGCUCCUUAACCCGUCUCAGCUCACUGCCGCUGCUUCCAACCGCGUCUGCAACGCCCUCGCGCUUCUUCAGUGCGUUGCAUCUCACAACGAGACUCGGACAUUGUUCCUGAAUGCGCAUAUUCCGCUAUACCUGUAUCCCUUCCUCAACACCACCUCGAAAUCGCGACCCUUCGAAUAUCUUCGUCUUACAAGCCUCGGAGUCAUUGGUGCUCUGGUUAAGAACGACUCCUCCGAAGUUAUCAAUUUUCUCUUGACUACAGAGAUCAUUCCUCUUUGUCUCAGAAUCAUGGAAACCGGCUCCGAAUUGAGCAAGACCGUGGCCAUAUUCAUUGUACAGAAGAUUCUGUUGGAUGACAAUGGUCUCAAUUAUAUCUGCGCUACCUACGAGCGGUUUUACGCCGUCGGUACGGUCCUCAGCAACAUGGUCGCCCAAUUGGUGGAGCAGCAGACCGCUCGUCUCCUUAAGCAUGUCGUGCGCUGCUUCCUUCGCCUUAGUGACAAUGCACGCGCCCGCGAAGCCCUUAGGCAGUGCCUCCCGGAGCCGCUGCGUGACGCGACCUUCUCCUCGGUCCUUCGUGACGACGCCGCAACUAAGAGAUGCCUGGCCCAGUUGCUCAUCAACCUGUCCGACAACGUUGUGGAACCAGGCAGCGGCAACCCAGGCCUUUAG
Molecule: messenger RNA, 1062 nt
Organism: Phaeoacremonium minimum UCRPA7
Lineage: Eukaryota; Fungi; Ascomycota; Sordariomycetes; Togniniales; Togniniaceae
Product: putative cell differentiation protein rcd1 protein
Exons: 4
Coding region: 1-1062 (353 amino acids)
Biological process (GO): mRNA catabolic process; negative regulation of translation
Cellular component (GO): P-body; CCR4-NOT complex; CCR4-NOT core complex
Source: RefSeq, a predicted model, not a curated record